AUCCUACAUUUCCCAUGGUGCCCCGCGCACACGGAAGUGCGUCAUCACGCGUGACCUUGGUUUUCUUCUUCACCUGGAUAUCUAGCAGACGGAGAGGACAAGCAUGGCGAAUAAAGAGCCCGGUGGUUUUCUGCAGCAGCUGCGGCAGAUCGCAGGCAGGAUGUCAUCAGGACCUCGGGGAGCAGGUCUGGGUCUCAAACUGCUGCUCGGUGCAGGAGCUCUGGCUUACGGCGUGAAGGAGGCGACAUACACAGUUGAAGGAGGACAGAGAGCGAUCAUCUUUAACAGGAUCGGGGGCAUGCAGAUGGACACGGUGCUGGCGGAGGGACUCCACUUCAGGAUACCCUGGUUCCAGUACCCCAUCAUCUACGACAUCAGAGCCAGACCCCGAAAGAUCUCCUCUCUCACUGGAAGCAAAGAUCUUCAGAUGGUCAGCAUCGCUCUGAGGGUUCUGUCCCGUCCGCUGGCCUCCAACCUGCCCGUCCUUUACCAGACGCUGGGGCAGGACUACGACGAGCGCGUGCUGCCGUCCAUCGCCAACGAGGUGCUGAAGAGCGUGGUGGCCAAGUUCAACGCCUCGCAGCUGAUCACGCAGCGAGCUCAGGUGUCGCUGCUGAUCCGCAGAGAGCUCUUUGAGCGAGCCAAAGACUUCAACAUCAUCCUGGACGACGUGGCCAUCACCGAGCUGAGCUUCAGCCGAGAGUACACGGCCGCCGUGGAGGCCAAACAAGUCGCCCAGCAGGAGGCGCAGCGAGCUCAGUUCUACGUGGAGAAGGCCAAACAGGACCAGAGACAUAAAAUCAUCCAGGCUGAGGGAGAAGCUGAGGCGGCCAAGAUGCUGGGCGAGGCUGUGACGAAGAAUCCAGGCUACCUGAAACUCAGGAAGAUCCGGGCGGCGCAGAACAUCGCCAAGACGGUGGCGCAGUCCCAAAACAAAGUGUACCUGAGUGCUGACAGCCUGGUGCUCAACCUGCAGGACAGAGACAGCUUCAAUUUAUCGCUGGACUAAGAAGACGGCCGCUCCGUCGUCAAUCCCUCCCUCGCCCAUCUCUACAGAAGAAAACGUGUUUGAACCUCGCUCACACUCCACCGUCGGUGAAGAACCAGACGAGAAGACCUGCAGACCAGCUCGACCGCCCAGCCGCUGUUUCUCUCCGGGCCUUCUCACAGCGGAGGAACAGAAACAUUUCUAUCCAUGAAGGUUUUCUUUGGCUGCUCCACAAACCGCUUAUUUAUAGUAUUUAAGUUAAACAGGAGGCUCCUUCAAAAUAAAAGCACCACACUUCAGGGAGGCUCAGAGUGAAGAGUUCAGGAAGUGAAGCACCAGAACAACAGACGAGAGGGGAUGUGAAAUAAUCAAUGCUAACUUCUCUGGGAGUGUGUGUGCGACUCGUUAAGACACCCGCAGAGUGAUGAUGUCACUGGUACGACUCCUCCUCCUCUAAGUCUCCGAGCGUCUGAGCGUGCAGACAGAUGACGCGUCAGACGGCCGUGUCUCUGAUCACUGUCCUCACAAGUUGAAUAUGCAGAUUGUUUUUCUUUAUUUUUGUUUGUUAAAUGUUUGAAUAAAAGUCUGAAGCUCGAGGGAA
This is a messenger RNA of Labrus mixtus (cuckoo wrasse), 1589 nucleotides long. RefSeq names its product prohibitin-2-like. Gene Ontology annotation, biological process: mitochondrion organization. The coding region runs from base 104 to 1009 and encodes 301 amino acids. The record is from RefSeq and is a predicted model, not a curated record. Gene Ontology annotation, cellular component: mitochondrion; membrane. NCBI's taxonomy places the organism in Eukaryota, Metazoa, Chordata, Actinopteri, Labriformes, Labridae. The transcript is spliced from 10 exons.